AAGUCUGAACGCGGGAGCAUGAAAACCUCACCCUUUUGCCGUCUCCUUCUUUCUUUCUUCUUCGCGUUUUUCUGCUUUCGUUUCUCUUCCUCUCGAAUCUUUUAUCUGGAUGGGGAAAGAUCGCGAAUCUGGUUACGGUGGUGGAGGCAUUCUUCUCUCCGGCAUGCAAACUCUCGCCGCCGCCUCCGUUCUUGCCGAGAAUCCACCAGACGGAUAGGUGUCAGAGGUGGAGGAGGAGCUUCUCGGGAUUAAGUCAAAUAGCUUAUCACAGAGUUUGGAGAGAUUGAAAACCAUAUGGGUGAAUCCCUGCUUACAUCUCUCUCCAUGGAGAACCACCACCCCUCCACCCUUCUCUCCAUGGAUCCCACUGGAGGUUGCCCUUUGCUGACUGCACCACCUUCUUCUUCCCAUGAUGAUUCGGACCAUGACAUGAUCCAACGCCAAAUUGUGCUUUAUGGUCCGCCGGACAUUAACCUACCCCUCUCAGCUGAUCGAUCUCCUUGCCAGUUCGACCACUCCGAGUUGCUUGAUGUUGGCUUAGGAACACAAAUAUAUGAAGCUGAGUCCACUGUCAUAAUCCCUAAGGCUGGAUCUCGAAAAUGUAGCAAACGUGGAGAUGGCAUAUGGGGAGCCUGGUUCUUCUUCAAUUUUUAUUUCAAGCCUGCCCUCACUGAGAAAUCCAAGGGAAAGAUUAUAUGGGAUGGAUCUGGUUUUACUGGAUUCGACAAGUCCAACAUUCGGCUCGAUGUGUUCUUGGUCCAGCAUGACAUGGAAAACAUGUACAUGUGGGUGUUUAAGGACAGAGUAGAAAAUACUCUUGGGAAGAUGCAGCUGAGGAGCUUCAUGAAUGGGCACUCUCGUAACGGCGAGCCUCAGUUCCCUUUCAAUGUCGAAAAGGGUUUUGUUCGAUCGCAUCGGAUGCAACGCAAGCAGUACAGAGGCCUUUCUAACCCACAGUGUGUUCAUGGGAUUGAGGUUGUGAGUCUCCCCAAUCUGACAGUUGUUUCUGAAGCUGAUUGCAAGAAAUGGACAGAGCUCACUGGAAGAGAACUUAAUUUCUCAAUUCCCGCAGAUGCCAUUGACUUUUCAUCAUGGAGGAAUCUUCCCACCAUGGAUUUUGAGCUUGAGAGGCCGCCACCUCUGUUGAAGACGAUGACAUUGCAUCCACAUCAGAAGAAACUACUCAACGGUUCUGGAUUGAACCUGUUGACCCAGCAAUCAAAUCUUUCAGCUUCUGAAGGGAUAGACCUUCCAGCUACUGGCAACAAGCGCAGGAAGGAUUAUUUCCCUCAAGGAAUGGAAGAAGACUUCUGCUCUCCUAGCAGUUCUUAUUCAGAUAGAGUUGCAGACAUUGAAUUGCAUGUAGUAGCUGAUCCUCCAUGGCUGAAUGAGUUCAGUGGUGUCAUGAGAAAUGCUUCUGGGCCUGUAACUGCUGGAAAGACGAUAUAUGAGGAUGAUGAAGGGUAUCUUAUAAUGGUUAGCUUGCCUUUCUCUGAUCAACAGAGAGUGAAGGUCUCUUGGAGGAACACACUUACGCAUGGAAUAGUUAAGAUACUAUGUGUUAGUACUGCUCGAAUGCCUUACAUAAGAAGGCAUGAUAGGACAUUCAAGCUGACAGAUCCUUGUCCCGAACACUGCCCUCCUGGUGAAUUUGUAAGGGAGAUACCUUUAGCUACCCGCAUACCUGAAGAGGCCAAGUUGGAAGCUUAUUAUGAUGAAACUGGAGCUGUUCUUGAGAUUAUGGUGCCAAAGCAUCGGGUUGGCUCUGAAGAACAUGAAGUUAGGGUUUCCAUGCGCCCUCCUCAUCUUGUCGACCCAAUGAACUUUUGUUAAUGCAAGAAAGUUGGGUGAAGUAGAUUGGUCAAUUACUGUUGAUUACUUUGUUUCAUGCAGAAAAAUUGCUUUGUAUUUAAGAAGCUUCAAUCAUCAUAUACAGCCUUCAUAGCACUUUUUUAUUGUUUUUGGGCAUUGCGUGGGGAAAUUUUUUGGGUCAGGGUGGAUUUGAUGGUUAUGUGUUGCACUUGUUUUGAAGUAAAAAUAUUGCUCAUUCUGAUCAAA
Messenger RNA from Dendrobium catenatum, 2058 nucleotides. RefSeq lists its product as uncharacterized. The transcript has 2 exons. The record is from RefSeq and is a predicted model, not a curated record. Bases 295 to 1833 code for a protein of 512 amino acids. Lineage: Eukaryota; Viridiplantae; Streptophyta; Magnoliopsida; Asparagales; Orchidaceae.